AUGGCGUUCUUCCAGUACAUCUCCUUAGCCCCAGAGCUGCUACUGGCCACUGUCAUCUUCUGUUUAGUGUUCUGGAUGGUCAGAGCCACAAGGACCCGGGUUCCCAAAGGUCUGAAGAGUCCACCCGGACCCUGGGGCUUGCCCUUCAUUGGGCACAUACUGACCCUGGGGAAGAACCCACACUUGUCACUGACAAAAUUGAGUCAGCAGUAUGGGGACGUGCUGCAGAUCCGAAUUGGCUCCACUCCUGUGGUGGUGCUGAGCGGCCUGAACACCAUCAAGCAGGCCCUGGUAAGGCAGGGAGAUGACUUCAAGGGCCGACCAGACCUCUACAGCUUCACUCUUAUCACUAACGGGAAGAGCAUGACUUUCAACCCAGACUCUGGACCAGUGUGGGCUGCGCGCCGGCGCCUGGCCCAGGAUGCGCUGAAGAGCUUCUCCAUAGCCUCAGACCCGACGUCGGCAUCCUCUUGCUACUUGGAGGAGCACGUGAGCAAGGAGGCUAACAAUUUAGUCAGCAAGCUCCAGAAGCAGAUGGCAGAGGUUGGCCACUUCGAGCCCGUCAACCAGGUGGUGGGAUCGGUAGCGAACGUCAUUGGAGCCAUGUGCUUUGGGAAGAACUUCCCCCAGAAGAGUGAGGAGAUGCUGAACAUCGUGAGGAACAGCAGCGACUUCGUGGAGAACGUCACCUCGGGGAAUGCUGUGGAUUUCUUCCCGAUCCUGCGCUACCUGCCCAACCCAGCCCUCAAGAAGUUUAAAAACUUCAAUGAUAACUUUGUGCUGUUUCUGCAGAAAACAGUCCAGCAGCACUAUCAAGAUUUCAACAAGGACAGUAUCCAGGACAUCACAGGUGCCCUGUUCAAGCACAGUGAGAACAGCAGAGACAAUGGUGGUCUCAUCCCUCAGGAGAAGAUUGUCAACAUUGUCAAUGACAUCUUUGGAGCUGGAUUUGAAACAGUUACCACAGCCAUCACCUGGAGCCUUUUGAUACUUGUGACAGAGCCCAAGGUGCAGAGGAAGAUACAUGAGGAACUGGAUACAGUGAUUGGCAGAGAUCGGCAGCCCCAGCUUUCUGACAGACCCCAGCUGCCAUAUCUGGAGGCCUUCAUCCUGGAGAUCUACCGAUACACGUCCUUUGUCCCCUUCACCAUCCCCCACAGCACAACAAGGGACACCUCACUGAAUGGCUAUCACAUUCCCAAGGAGUGCUGUAUCUUCAUAAACCAGUGGCAGGUCAACCAUGAUGAGAAGCAGUGGAAAGACCCCUUUGUGUUCCGCCCAGAGCGGUUUCUUACCAAUAACAACUCAGCCAUCGACAAGACACAGAGUGAAAAGGUGAUGCUGUUCGGCUUGGGAAAGCGCCGGUGCAUCGGGGAGAUCCCGGCCAAGUGGGAAGUCUUCCUCUUCUUAGCCAUCCUCCUGCAGCAGCUGGAGUUCAGUGUGCCACCGGGCGUGAAGGUGGACCUGACACCCAACUAUGGGUUGACCAUGAAGCCCAGGACCUGUGAACACAUCCAGGCAUGGCCACGCUUUUCCAAGUGAAGAUGGCCGAGGCAUGAGUGGGGCCGUCACCCUUGUUUCUUUUCCUUUCUUUAGAUAACAGCUUUUCUGAGGAACAAUUCU
Messenger RNA from Grammomys surdaster, 1623 nucleotides. Its product is annotated as cytochrome P450 1A2. The transcript has 6 exons. Gene Ontology annotation, molecular function: oxidoreductase activity, acting on paired donors, with incorporation or reduction of molecular oxygen, reduced flavin or flavoprotein as one donor, and incorporation of one atom of oxygen; heme binding; steroid 17-alpha-monooxygenase activity. Bases 1 to 1542 code for a protein of 513 amino acids. The record is from RefSeq and is a predicted model, not a curated record. Gene Ontology annotation, biological process: progesterone metabolic process; hormone biosynthetic process. Lineage: Eukaryota; Metazoa; Chordata; Mammalia; Rodentia; Muridae.